AAACGCAGACGGCUAGUGUGGGUAUCGAUAUCAUUGAAGCAGCGCAAAUGUAUACAGCGCUAACUGUUCACUUAAGAAAUAAAAUGUAGCGAAACUCUCCUCAUAUUGUGACGGGUUAACUUUCCGACACUUGCUGUGCUUUAUAUUUCUUUACUUAACCAUGGUAAUGAUUCUAUUUUCACUCAUUUUGUUUUCGGAUAUUGGAUUUCGGUUGUAAACAAACAAACAAACAGCGAGGGUGAUCAACUGUCGCUAUAAAUCUCUCGUUUUAUUUUGUGCGUUUUAUUUAUAUUUUUGUGGUUAACUUUAAAAAGAAAAACAGACGGAUUAUUGUAUUGGCAAUUUUUAAACAAUAACAGUGUUGGAUUAAGUGUGUUUGUGUGUGUGUCAGAAUACAAGAUGAUCACAUCAACGUAUUUGUAGAUGCACCGAACAUUGAGCAACAAUCUAAUUGGAUACUUUCCCUUUGUUCUCGCUAAAAUACACCGAUCAUUGAGCAACUGUCUAAUUGGAUACUUUCACUUUGUUCUCGCUAAAGUAUCUCUGGAGACAUUAACAAUACACAUCUUCAAAUGUAUGCCAUAGCAAGAGACUAAAGUAUUCGAACGUAUGCUGCUAGAACAGACUUAGAUCGUCAAACAUACGCUGUGACAACGGUUUAUCUUUGCUGCUCCUACAGAAAAGGAUCUUCAAAUGCACGCUUUAACAGUAGACUUCAAUUUUCAAACAACGGCAUAUCUUCAAACGUAUGCUAUAACAAGAGUAAUAGAUCUACGGACGUAUGCUAUAACAGUAGUCAUAAAUCUUUACUAAUAUGCUAUAACAUUGUAGAAGUAUAGAAAAUAUUUGUGCGGUAAAAUGGACCUGUAAUUCUCAUCAUUUGCGGAACUUACUCACAUUCUGGCAUGGCACAUAUAACUUUGGAGAUAGAAAUAUGUUCGUUUGGCAGAACUAAUGAUAUGAUCUGAAAAUACAAAUUCUGCACAACGCAACCGCCUGUGUAAUCUGUUUAACACUAGCAGACUGAAAAUGAAAGAAGUUUCCAGUCAGACUCAACAUGUAUUGAAACCGUCAUGAGUUAUUUCCACACAGGAUUACGUACACAUAUAAAUUACCGUUUAAAGAAAUCACCGAAGAUUAGAAGGACUUAAGUCGUGAUCGACCUUCGAGUUUAAUUUAACAAGCGGUAAUAGUUUAAAGUUACACUAAUAAAUCCUGAAUUCUUGGGUGAAAAAACAUACUUGAAAAUAAAAAUAACAUUUUUCAUUACGGUGAAUUGAAUCUAUGAUAAUAGUGGUUUGAAAAUAAACUCGUUAUAAACUAGUACAAUACAAAAUUUUACUUAAUUUGGUACAUGUUAUUCUUUUGGGAGACACGAGUUCUACAAGAGGUAAUAAAUACUGCUUAAGAUAUUUUCCGCUACAGUUUAUUGGUUUUAAAAGAGAAAAGGUUUAUAUGCAUGUAACGACUAUAGAGUGUUUAAAUGGCCAGAUUGCUUAGCUUACUGUAAGUACGGUCAAGCAUAAAGGGAUUAUUUUACUAAUACACAAAAGCUUUGGAGAAAACAAGGCGCAUGUCAGAUCGGAAUAAUGACAAGCACAAGGUUAUAGCUUAAAGACGCUUGUAUUUGGCAACGGAUAUGAAUGCGAACUGAUUGUAGGAGAGAGAAUUUGAUUUUGGAAUUGUUAAUUAUGAAACAAAUAGAACUAAAAAACAAGAUUGGAUCUAUGAACUUGGAUUUAGUACCGGAGUGAAAACGGAAUAUAACACUGUCAAUCUUAUAUAACGGUGGAAAGGAAUCAGAUCAAGGGGAAACUUUAACUCUUAUUUUCCUGUUUGGGAUUAACGCAUUAAAGACCUAAGUCUGUGUUUUAUAAUAAGGAAAACUCGACUCUGAAGGACGUGCAGAAAUUUGAAGUGAAAUUGUGAUUGUUCUAACUAAAUAACGGACGGAAUUAAUAAUACCCGUUAACCUUGUCACGGGUUACUUGAACAUAAACUGAUGUGGAAUAUUAGACAACCUCUGAAUUAAAUGAAAAGCUGUCGGUGAGAGUAUUGGAUGUUAUCUUUCAACACGGUAACUAAUGACUUGAUCUUACAGAUUGAUUUCUAAAAAGAUAAAUUCAGUAACAGUUUUUUCAGUUAAUUACAUUCUUCUAUGAAUUAUAUAUACGGGGCAUUGAUUAAAUCCACAGCCGUAACAUUGAAAUGGGAUGUGAACAUCCUUAUACAACACUCAAUAAAUCGUUCAAACUAAACACAGACUGUCUUUAAACUACAGAAAAUUUAAAAUAAAUAACGCAAUAGAGCGUACUGACGUAUUUAAAGAAAAUUUAUGAAUUAUUCGCAUCUCGUUUACUAAAGUCACUACAUGUGGUCCCCCUACCGGAGAAACUUUAUAAUCCCUCAAAACGUUUUUCCAUAUCUUUAGACGGAUGACAGCAAAUUUAUUAAGAAUUCAUCUGAAGGUGAAAUUGGAUUAAUUCGAACGGGUUUGGGGAAAAUAUACAUUUGAUGUACGUAUAGCCCGCACCUCAAUGCAAAAUAAAAGAUAUUGAAAAUUGUGCGCUGUGGAAAAGAAAAACGUACUCGUAAACAAAUUUGAAAAAAGCAGAUAAGUGACGCUGUAACGAUGAAGAGUGUUGAAGAUAAUUACGAUACGUUAAGAAUUUCUAGCAGAAUGCAUUUAGUUAACUGUGAGACACUCCUUGAAGACUUGAUUUGAUUUUUAACGAUUUUGAUCCGUCAGACAGAAAAAUAGAGUAAUGAAUCGUCUACAGUGUGGUGUGUUUGCAACAUAGACAAUUUUUAGGAAUAACAAUAAAGUUAUUAGGUUCACGUUAUGGGCGACAUAGCAGAUUUGUCUGUGGUUGGAUUCUCAAACAGCACUGGAUUUAAUAAUACUAGCACUUAUUUCCCAAUUAAUACGACGGAAAACGUGUCAGCCGUGGCCAAUGGUUCCACAACCGAGGCGCCACCUGAACCGUACUAUAAAGUUUGGCAACAGAUUGUGAUUUCAAUUAUUUUAGGCAUAUUAAUAAUUGGAACUAUAAUUGGAAAUUCCCUAGUGUGUAUCGCAGUUAGCAUUGUAAAACGAUUACAGUCGCCUUCAAAUUUGUUGAUUGUGUCGCUCGCAUUGUCCGACUUGCUGGUUGCGCUGCUUGUUAUGCCCUUUGCAGCAAUUUUAGAAAUAUUAGGAGGAACGUGGCCAUUUAGUGAAACGAUUUGCGAUCUUUGGACGUCUCUUGAUGUUAUAAUGUGUACAGCGUCAAUAUUAAAUCUCUGUAUGAUCAGUGUUGAUAGGUAUUUUGUGAUAACACGUCCAUUCCAGUACGCCAUCAAAAGGACGCCUAAGCGGAUGGCUAUAAUGAUAGCGGCCGUGUGGUCGCUAGCGGUCAUAAUAUCCGUACCGCCACUUUUCGGAUGGAAAAACGAACUCGGCGUAGGAGAAUGUUUUAUCAGUCAAGAAAUAGGGUAUCAAAUCUAUGCAACUCUUGGGGCCUUCUAUGUUCCGCUUAUUGUCAUGAUCGUAAUUUAUUUUCGAAUAUGGUUAGUUUCAUCUCGGAUAAUGAAAAAAGAGCAAACUUCUAAACUCGGUAGCAUAGACAGGGGUAAUGAACACAUAAACAUGUCCGCGAAGUCCUCUAGGAGUAGUGGUGCAAGCGAUCAUUUGAAUAUACCGAAUGGAAACCUUCAUAAGAACGGUUUCACCGAAGCUGAGGACGCAUCAACAGAAAUGCUACCAACGUCUAGACCAAUAGUUACAAGAAGACGUUUUACACUGAAAUCAUUUUUAUCUCGGACUAAGAGCACUGGUGGCUCGUCACGAGAACGGAAAGCCACUAAAACUUUGGGAAUUAUAAUGGGAGGUUUUACGUUAUGUUGGCUUCCAUUUUUUAUUCUUGCCUUAGUACGGCCAUUUUUAAAUCCAGAAAGUAUUCCGCCGUGGAUUUCGUCCAUGUUAAUGUGGCUAGGAUAUUUCAACUCUUUUAUGAAUCCUGUGAUUUAUGCUCGUUUUAACAGAGACUUCAGAACUCCGUUUAAAGAAAUAUUGUGCUUUCGGUGUCGAGGAAUUAAUCACAGACUCCGUAGUGAGAGCUAUGUGGAGCAAUAUGGGCCUGAUCAGAUAUACAGAGACCGAGAUCGUGAUAGCUUGAGGCCACCUCGUGAUUCCAUCGUACGUUACAAUAGCCAUGGGCACACUCACGUGCACAUAGGAAAUGGUAAUUCUAAAAUGGGUGAAUCCAAAAUUUAGGAUUUAGUUACAUAGGAAUACAGUGUAUAUUCUGAUACAAUACUCGCGACUUGAAAGGACGAGUGACUUGGCAAGUUAUGGCUAUGUGUUCGUAUAACGGAUGCUUCUUUUCACGGUCUGUGUUCUUGACGCUGCACGUAUUGAUAGUUCACUAUCGGCGUAUUGUCUCAUCUUCAGAGGGUAAUAUAUUGAAACCAUUAAAUGGGUAAAGUUUUGACACAAAUUGAAAUGUGACUGGCUGUUUGUCAUGAGUUUCACAUUUUGUGUCCAUGUUAAGCCAUAGUUAAAAUAUUAUUUAUCCAGGUUAUGUAUAUAGUUAAGUUAUUGUCGACUUUUGUGACAUUUAAGUGCUGCUGAAUUAAUGAACACUCGAGAUUAGUGAUAAUUUGACAUAAUAUAAUGAGAUUAUAAAAUAUAUGACACAGUUUUAUUGAAAAUCUAAUGAUAAUAUAAUUAUCAUGGUGCAGACUCAGUAUGUGGAAAGUACUUUCUAAUAGGGGUGUGUUAAAUUAGAAGAAAUCCGAAUGUGAUAUCACGUGUUCCUUUGGAUCUGUUUUGUGUUUUCUAAGUUACUGCAAAGACCGUUUACGCUUUAAUUUGAAUGCACAGCAACUUUAUUUUAAUGAAUAAAAUUUCCUAGACUUAAAACAGAAAAUGAAAUAUUCUUUACUCAUUUUAUUAAUAUUUAGUCUAAGAGUCGUAUUUGUUUACUGGAUACAACGCAUUUAUGUCUGACAAGCUUACACUCUUCCUUCUUAAUUCAAUUAAUUGUUAGACAAAGUUGCCCGUAUUUACCCGUUGAGACGUAUGUGUAUGGGUACGUCGUGGCUUUUUAGUGUAAACAUGUAUUUCAGUUAGCGUCUGGGUAGUCUAAAUUCAAGGCAUUCAACUUUCAAUAUAUUUUCGACGUCCGCGGUUUCAUAAGUAUUGAAACACAUAUUCUUAUCUUCAAGUUCAGAACCUUGUACAUUAAUGUGUGGUAAUUUAUCAAGGCUAUAUUCUGUAUCAAGGUUACCAAUUGGCAUAAUGCAUGUACGCGUCUCUUACAACUGUAGAAUCAACUUGCAAAAACAUUAACUAUGGAGGCACAAACACUUUUGGUACAAGUUACCCUAGUUCUUAAAGGGUAUAUGACGCAGGAGAUUUUUCAAAUAAAACUGCGUCACAUAUGUAUGAUAAGAAAUAUCGUUAUAUGUAUAUACUUAGCAUAAUAUUUAUUGAAUCUGCAUAUGUACAUAAGAAAUAUUGUAAAGUUUGUUGGAACUCAUUUUGUUGUUAAUUGUACUCAGUCGUGUUGAAAGCAUGUGUGAGUCGCCACGCAUAAAAGGGCCUUCUUGCAGAACGUCGUUUUGUUUAUAUUUAAUUGAAGUUGUACCCAUUUCCUAGCACCCUGAUUUAUAAUCAGAAACAAAUAAAAUAAAAUGAAACAUGUUUCCAUAAACCAAAGUGAGCAUACUUUAAAAAUGUGUAAUAAAGGUAAAUUUGAAAUAUUCGGCUAAUUUGUCCUGUCAGUGACCUUUUUUACGUUCAAGACUCACACCUGUUUCAACAGCAGCUAUAUUGACCCUAUGCAGAAACGAACAAAAGUAUUUUCAGCCUGUAAAUAUUUUACCGUACCGUACCAUACCGUACCAUACAAAAGGUCCAAAUCUGGAAUAUAUCAAGAAUUUUUUACUUCGAUAUAAAAGGACUUUUCUUCAUCAGAUUGUCAUAGUGAAGUGUAAUUAUUGACAGUAUAAUACAAAUCACAAUUUAAUUUCCUGCAGGAUUAUAACAAAUUUAUACCGGGUUACUAACGCAGUAGAGAUAAUUUACUACAUAUUUAACAAAUAACUGAACUUAUAUCGUAAUCAGGUAAAAAUUGUGUUCAAAAGGAAAAGAGGAGUGAUCCGUAUAUUACAAAAUGUUACAAUAUAAUGUAUAAGAAAUACACUGACAUACAUUUUUUGUUUAAUAAUAAUGUAAACGUAAACUGGCGUCACAAUAGAAAAUGUAAACGUAAACUGGCGUCAUUGACAAGUUAUCCUGAACGAACAGAGCGAGUGUGUCCAAAUACACAAAACACUUGCUUUUCCAAUUUUUUGUUUAUGAAAACUUUGACAUAAAACUGAAGGCAUUUUAAUUAUGAGACCUACACGUGCACUAAGUUUUUUAUUUUUAAAAACUAAUCACGGUGAAUGCGUGUCAGUUUUUAGUCAGUUCUGAACAGAAUAUCGGAUCGUGCAUUUAAGGAAUAUGUUCUUAUGAAGAAAUAAAAUGAGUUAAGAAAAUAAACGUUAAGUAAUGUAUUUUUUUUAUAUUUUGUUUGA
Mercenaria mercenaria is the source of this 6564-nucleotide messenger RNA. RefSeq names its product histamine H2 receptor-like. The transcript is spliced from 4 exons. The record is from RefSeq and is a predicted model, not a curated record. Gene Ontology annotation, cellular component: membrane. Gene Ontology annotation, molecular function: G protein-coupled amine receptor activity. Gene Ontology annotation, biological process: adenylate cyclase-activating adrenergic receptor signaling pathway. NCBI's taxonomy places the organism in Eukaryota, Metazoa, Mollusca, Bivalvia, Venerida, Veneridae. Bases 2843 to 4255 code for a protein of 470 amino acids.